CUCAUAUUAUUUGCCUUUACGCCAUAGUUAUACUAUUUAUAUUUGGAACAUUUGGUGUUCUUCACUUAUUCCUUGACUUUACUCUCAGUUUACUAUUCCUAUUGGGAAUCCUCUACCUGUUCUUGAGGUUGAUCUGCCAGGCCUUGAUCUACCCUGGCUCAUUCAAAUUAUACCAGAGGAUCAACCAAAAUAAUCAAGGAUUGUUACAUGCCAAAAGAGUGCAAUAGCAGGUCAAGGAAUUCGAGGAAAUCUUGUGCCAACGCAAACAGCCAAACGUAAACAUUUUACAAUGGUCUGAAACAUAAGGAUAGAUAUUUUAAACAAUGCAAAACCAAAGCGAACUCCAGUAGGAGUAUAGCAAUUGUCUCAAGCAAAUACUCUAAAUACUUCGAAUCAAAUGCAACGAUGAAUAUUUGUAUUAGUAAAUAUUGAAAGGUAAUCAGAUUGAAUAAAAGUAUGUUGAUUAUUUGAUAACCAAUUUGGAUGCCAUGUACAAUAUCGCAAAUAAGCAUGUGCAAGAAUUGAAGGGAUUGCAAAAAUUUAAAAGGUGGUGCUCUUUGGAACUGUUUGGUGGUUUGAAUGAAUUUAGGGCAAUGAUAUAAUUGUAGAAUUAAAAUGCUAAGAGAGUGAUGAUCAUCAAUGGAAACACAAAAAUUGAUUGCAUGUACUUGAUCAAUCAAACAGACGAUCAGCCAAAUAACACAGUGCUCUUUUGUAAUCCCAAUGGAGGGUAUUAUGAAUAUAUGUACUAUGAUUGUAAUUGGUUUAGAUUCUAUGAAUACAAUAAAAUAAAUGUGAUAGUUUGGAAUUAUAGAUAAUAUGGUUAUAGUACUGGCUAAAUCAAUCCCAAAGCCCUCCUCUAAGAUGCCAAUACCCUAGUCAAUUACUUCAGAGAACAUUUCAACAUAACUCGGUUUGGCAUCUAAGGGUAUUCAUUAGGGGGAUCAAUUGCGGGAGAGGUGGCUUUGUAAAACAAUCUAGAUUUUUUGAUUGUUGAUAGAACAUUCUCAUCUCUGGGAUAGGUGGCUUCAAAGUGUUUUAGCAGUUGUAUAAGGAUGAUUCUCAAUAUCGUAACGGACUGGGAUAAACCUAUAUACAUGAGCUAUUGGAAUUACAAAGGACAUAAAUUGAUCGUGCAAGAUUCCAAAGAUGAAAUCAUCCCUUACGUUGCUCAAUUACAAGUAGCAGUAGCGAGAGAAUGGUUCAGUCCCUAUAAAGAGAAAUAUUUCAGCAAGAUUACGUCUAUGUUAGAUCAGGAGUCAGCCAGUUUUUAGAAAUUCUUCUACCAAAACAUUCUCAAUCCUUAACAAAUGAAGAUUCUAUCAGAUAGUUUAAAUAGAGUAGUUAGUUUGCUAGUGAAAUUGAACUAACUGGAAUAAUAAAUGGAGUAUCUUCAAGAUAGAACUCUGAUCAAUAUGAACACUAUUUAAACGAUUCACAAUUAAGAAAACUACGUGGAAUUGAUUACUGUUGAGGAGUUGGAGAGAAUGUAGCCCCUCCUGUAUUCAAUGUUUGAAAUAAUGUACGCCUUAAAGUACAGUAAUACAGCUUUGAUUGAUCUGUUGAUUUACAGCUAAGACAAUUUUGAGGAGAAGAUCUAGUGCUUCUUUGCAUGUUGUUUCACCUUUGGGAUGCACGACCACCAUCGUAACUUUAUAUAACAGUAUUCAUUCUACAGGUAGGAAAUGACGGAGUUCUUGAACUUAGAGGCAAAUCAAAAUGAUUGGGAGAAUUUAAAACAAGAUGGCUAAAUAAUCUUAGAUCAAUUCAAUAAAAUUGUUGAUCGCUUCUCAGAGUAUAUGGAUGACACCUAAUAGACGCAUAAUCUGAAUGAAUCUACUGAGAGAGGAACCAAUAUUGAGAUGAAAUUGACAUCCCAUUACAUAACCAAAAUUGGACAAUUAAUUAAUGUGGACUGUGGACAUAACAACAAUUUGACUGAAUUAGAUUUUGAUCACGUAAAGGCAUUCUUUAGAGAGGUAGGAAUCCAAUGAAUUGAUAAUCUAUUUUAGUAUUAUGAU
Paramecium tetraurelia is the source of this 2021-nucleotide messenger RNA. RefSeq lists its product as uncharacterized. Gene Ontology annotation, cellular component: membrane. NCBI's taxonomy places the organism in Eukaryota, Ciliophora, Oligohymenophorea, Peniculida, Parameciidae. The record is from RefSeq and is a predicted model, not a curated record. The transcript is spliced from 4 exons. Gene Ontology annotation, molecular function: palmitoyl-(protein) hydrolase activity.